AUGGCGAUUUUCCCCUCACGAUUCGAGUGGCGCGAAAAUCGGCGGUCACGUGACGCGCGGCCAAUCAGAACGCCGGCACCGCCUUCACCGGGACGGAAUCGCCAGCCAAUCACAGGAGAGAACGCCCAGAACCGGAAAAGCGCCAGCCAAUGGGAAAGCGCGGCGCUGCCCACAUUGGUGACGCUGCUCCGCGAUUUCUGCGGCCCCAUCAGCGAAAAAAACCUGGGAAUGAACCUGGGACUGGAUUUUGGCCACAUCCAAACGACGACGCCCGAAAUCCUCCGGAGCCUGGUGCAGUCUGAGCCCGAGAGCCCCAAAGCCUUCAACCUCCUGGAUUUGGGAUCCGUGGGGCUGUUUGGGGCGGAGACGCAGCAGAGCCGGGUGGUGCCGGGGGGGGCGGCCAACAGACCCCUCCCCCCCCCUCGGGGGGACCAGGUGGGACGCUAUGGCACCCCGGUCAGAGUGGAUGAAGUUUCCUUUCACAGUUCCCUUCGUCUCGAUGAAUUCGGCUCCUCCCGAAUCCUCAGGGUCACCCCCACCCCGGGGGAGAUGACUCUGAUGCAGUACCAGGUGAUGGACGAGAUCCCGACGCCGCUGCCGUUCCGGCUGUUCCCCAGCCUGGAGUGUGAAACCACGGGAAGGAUCCGCCUUUACCUGAAACUCCGCUGCGAUCUCCCCCCUAAAAGCCAAGCUCUGAACGUCCGCCUGCAGCUCCCGGUGCCCAAAGGCGUCUCCAGCCUCUCCCAGGAGCUGAGCAGUCCCGACCAAAGGGCUGAGUUGGAUUUGGGGUCGCGGAGCCUCCGCUGGGAAAUCCCGCGGCUCCAGGGGGGGUCUCAGCUCUCCGCCCUCUUCAAGGUAAAAACCCCA
This is a messenger RNA of Malurus melanocephalus (red-backed fairy wren), 867 nucleotides long. RefSeq names its product adaptor related protein complex 4 subunit mu 1 (gene AP4M1). Gene Ontology annotation, cellular component: trans-Golgi network; cytoplasmic vesicle; clathrin adaptor complex. NCBI's taxonomy places the organism in Eukaryota, Metazoa, Chordata, Aves, Passeriformes, Maluridae. The record is from RefSeq and is a predicted model, not a curated record. The annotation marks the transcript as partial. The transcript has 10 exons. Gene Ontology annotation, biological process: protein targeting; Golgi to lysosome transport.